This is a messenger RNA of Symsagittifera roscoffensis, 748 nucleotides long. Its product is annotated as ras-related protein Rab-9A-like. The record is from RefSeq and is a predicted model, not a curated record. Gene Ontology annotation, biological process: retrograde transport, endosome to Golgi. Bases 8 to 670 code for a protein of 220 amino acids. The transcript is spliced from 3 exons. Lineage: Eukaryota; Metazoa; Xenacoelomorpha; Acoela; Convolutidae. Gene Ontology annotation, cellular component: phagocytic vesicle; lysosome; late endosome. Gene Ontology annotation, molecular function: GTPase activity; GTP binding.
GUGUUAGAUGGCCAACAGACGCACAACAACCAUGCAGUCCCAUACGGGAGGGGGAAUUCGGGCUAGUUUCCUCAAGGUCAUCCUAUUAGGCGAUGGGAUGGUGGGGAAGACGUCUUUAAUGAACAGAUUCGUGACGAAUAAGUACUCGGAGACUCUGUUGAGGACGAUAGGAGUGGAGUUUCUGAAUAAGGACUUGAUUGUGAAUGGACAGACUUACACUUUGCAGAUCUGGGACACCGCUGGUCAGGAGCAGUUCAAAUCUCUGCGCACCCCCUUCUACAGAGGCAGUGACGUGUGUCUGCUAGUGUUCUCCCUCACCAACAGGGAGUCAUUUGAGAACCUGGAGUACUGGAAGAAGGAGUUUUUCUACCAUGCAGACGUGCACAACUACGAGUUCCCAUUCGUCCUCCUAGGCAACAAGAGCGACGCCACUGAUUCCAGAGUGGUAAACCAGGAUGAAAUAGAGGAGUUUGUGCGACUCUGUCCAAAUAUGGAAUAUUACGAGACAAGUGCGAAGAAGAAUGAGAAUGUGGAAAAGGCAUUCAUAGCAGCAAUCGACAAGUUCCAGAAGUUCGAAGAGGACGCACUCAACAAAGACCCCUUCAAAAAUGACCCGAACAAGGUCGAUUUGGACAAGAUCAAACGAAAGAAUAGAUCAUGUAACUGCUAGAUGAAUUCUUAUUUGUUCAAUCAUUACGUACAUUGAUUCGAAAACUAAAGACCAUUAUAAAUCGCGACAUUCAAGUAU